Messenger RNA from Solea solea (common sole), 6084 nucleotides. It is a transcript of the gene rasa2, whose product is annotated as RAS p21 protein activator 2. The record is from RefSeq and is a predicted model, not a curated record. NCBI's taxonomy places the organism in Eukaryota, Metazoa, Chordata, Actinopteri, Pleuronectiformes, Soleidae. The transcript has 24 exons. The coding region runs from base 102 to 2570 and encodes 822 amino acids. Gene Ontology annotation, biological process: intracellular signal transduction; regulation of GTPase activity.
GACGCGGCAGUGGGGCAGUCUUUCCUCCGAUCUGCCUGCAUUCAUAAACGGAUAUGAUGAUAACCCAGUGCUGAAAGCAGCGACAACAGUCAGCUCUGACCAUGGCGGAAGAGGACGACGCCAGGAUUCGGAUUUUACAGAGCCUGCGGGGGAAAAUAUGUGAAGCUAAAAACCUGGGCUCAGUCUCGGGUCCUAAUCGACAAAGGGAUCUCUGUACAUUUUGCACCAUAAGUCUGGAUCAGGAGGAGGUGUUUCGCACCAAGGUGUUUGACAAAAGUGUCAGCCCUUUCUAUGGAGAAGACUUCUACUUUGAGAUCCCACGUCCAUUUCAGUGUUUGUCCUUCUAUAUUUAUGCCAAGAGCGUUUUUCAAAGGGACCUACCUGUUGGCAAGGUAUCAAUCCGGAAAGAUGACCUGUGUAAAUACAGUGGGAAGGAGAAUUGGUUUAGCCUUCAGCCUGUAAAUCCUAACUCAGAAGUCCAGGGUAAGGUUCACCUUGAGAUGCGAUUGAAUGAAGUGAUCACAGAGAACGGCUCAGUAGGUCAGCACUUAGUAGUUCGAAUAAUCGAGUGCCAGGAGCUGCCUUUGAUCAGUGGGCAGAAUUGUGACCCCUAUGCCACCGUAUCUCUCGUCGGACCUGCCAGGUCUGACCAAAAGAAAACAAAGGUAAAGAAGAAAACCAGCAACCCUCAGUUUGAAGAGAUCUUCUCUUUUGAGGUCACACGACCCAGCAGCUAUUCUAAAAAGUCUCAUUUCCAAGUGGAGGAGGAAGACAUUGAAAAACUUGAGAUCAAAGUUGAUUUGUGGAACAAUGAGAAUCUGGCUCAGGAUGUGUUUCUGGGUGCAACACGUGUCCCUGUCAAGGUCCUGCAGAAAGACCACAUCCACAAAGCCUGGUAUCUCCUCCAGCCUAAAGGAAACGGCAGCAAAUCGAAGUCUGAUGAUUUAGGUUCCUUGCGUCUGAAGCUGACUUACAUCGAAGACACUGUGCUGCCAUCUGCUUGCUACACACCACUCUGCAACCUGCUGCUCCAAUCCCCAGAUGUGAAGCCCAUCUCAGCAUCAGCAGCACACAUCCUGGGGGACAUCUACAGAGAGCGCUACGAGGCAGUGCUGCCCAUGGUUCGACUGCUGCUCCACCACAAUCGAUUUGUGCCUUUUGUCUCUGCUGUGGCAGCACUGGAGCUGGACAUAACUCAGGAGGCUAACACUAUAUUCCGUGGCAACUCACUGGCGACGCGCUGCAUUGAUGACAUGAUGAAGAUUGUGGGAAAGAAUUACCUGGCAGUUACUCUAAAGCCUGUAAUAGAUGAGAUUUGUGAAUCCAACAAAACAUGUGAGAUAGACCCUGUUAAAUUAAAGGAAGGGGACAACGUAGAGGUCAAUAAGGAGAACCUGCAGGUUUAUGUCCAGAAAGUCUUCUCCUCCAUCACCCAGUCGAGUUCAAGCUGCCCACCACUCAUGUGUGACGUCUUUAGGUCACUGAGACAUUUGGCCUGUAAACAUUUCCCAGCUGACCCACAUGUUCAGUACUCGGCUGUUAGCAGCUUCGUGUUCCUGCGGUUCUUUGCCGUCGCUGUUCUCACUCCACACUCCUUCCAACUCCGUUCCCAUCAUCCUGAUCCUGAGAUUUCUCGGACACUCACUCUCAUCUCAAAAACCAUCCAGACGCUGGGCAGCUGGGGCAGUUUGUCAAAAAAAAUAUCUAGUUUCAAAGAAACCUACAUGUAUGACUUCUUCAAAUCAUUCCAAGAGGACAAAUGUAUCGAACGAGUUAAAAAGUUUCUUGAUGAGAUCUCCUCCAACGUCAGCAAAGAGUCCAGUGGGCUGGAGGAUGCAGUGGUUCUUAAGGAGGGAGAAGUGCAGAAACGUGCCCAGGGGAGGAAACGCCUCGGAAAGAAAAACUUCAAAAAGAGAUGGCUCAGAGUGACCAACAGGGAGCUCUCUUACCACAAACACAAAGGAAAAGAGGCCCUCUGCAUCAUCAAUGUCAAAAAUAUCCAGGCGGUGGAGAAACUGGAUGAAAGUGCCUUUAACCGCAAAAAUAUGUUUCAGGUGGUUCACUCUGAGAAACCUCUGUACGUGCAAGCAGGGAACUGCAUAGAGGCCAGUGACUGGCUGGAGGUCCUGGGCCAGGUCACUCGCUGCAACGAAGGGCGUUUGGCUACAUUCCACCCAUCGAAUUACAGCGGUGGAGCUUGGCAGUGCUGCAAAAACCAGAGUAACAAUGCACCGGGCUGCAAGCCGUGCACAAUCAUCAUGCUGGCCAACCUGCAGCUUGACAUCGACUGUGACCGGGAAACCGAAAGAAUUUUCUCCCUCCUCUCUUCAAACGAUACCAAACUCCAGCACAUGGAGGAUGCCUGUGCCAGUAUGGCGGUGUACCAGGGCCCUCAGAGGGAGCAGGAGGAAUACUCCAAGUUCACCAUUCAGGAACCCAAAGAGACAUUUCAGACACUUAAACAGCUCCGCAACGUCAUGGAGGAACUUCAGAGGCAGCACAACAUCAGGAACGACACCACAGCACAGUACGGCAGCCUGGACAACCCGAUAGUUGGGAAAACGUCGUAACCAGGGCGAGCAGUCGUAGUCUUGAGACUGCCACACCAGCAGGUGUCAGUACGUCGCAAACAGCACUGCAGAGACAACACCGGUGUCCCCAAAAGGAGCCGCAGGAGUUGUCCCAGUGAGAGCAGCUGCUGCAUGUCCAGGAGAAGAACAACAAGAUACACCCUGACCUCCAGACAUCCUGACUCUAUUAUGUUGGUGGAUUGUGAGUUUUUCCAGAAUCUCUCCUCAUGUUCACCUCCUCCUCCUCCUCCUCCUCCUCCUCUCACAAAAGGGACUCCUCUUGAUUUACGUCCUCUUUUUACGCCUCCAGCUGAAUGAAAAAAAAAAAAAAGGCAUCAUUGGAAUAAGUGUGAAUAGGCUGCUAUUUCUUUUUUUAUUCACCCAGUUUUAUAUCACCAGCUGUGAGGACACUCUGCCCCGUGUUCUAGCAUUCGGAGUUGAUUGAUAAUCACCACGUUUGUGGAGGGCCGUCCUCCGCUUGUGCCCGAGUACAUUUUUUUUUAAAAUGUCUCCACUCUUAGUGUCCUUUUCUCCUCCGAACAAAUGUAUAUAUGGAUAAAAAAAACAAACCGAUCUGCCUUACUCUGAUGGAUGUUUCUUUCAGAUGAAAUUCUGAGGGUUUAAUGCAGAAGCACUUUAAAAUAUUUGGAACACUCCAAAUGGAAGAUUAUUAUUUGAUACUUGGUAUCAUCUCCUUCACUUUGAUCAGUUCCAUGAUCUCGAAUACGUACGUUUGGUUUUUUGUUUUGUUUUCCCUGUACAAUAACAUUGAUGGUAGUUUUUAAGAUAUUUUUCUUGACCAAAGACAAUUUCAUAGGUUUGACUUGAAAAAAAAUGUAUGUAUUUUGAAUACAAAUGUUUUAAAUAUGUAUAUGUGUAUAUGUAUGUGUAAAUAUAUGUCUAUAUAUAUAUAUAUCUAUAUAUAUAUAUAUAUAGAUAUAAAUAUAGAUACAUACACAUACAUAUAGUUUAUGUGUACAUUUUUUCCGCUAACAUAUCCUGAACUUUUGUGAUUUAGGCAAAAAGGAUUGCAUGCGCUCAGUUUUGAAUCCUGAUAGCACAUGACUGUGGUGUAUAGUUGUGUUUGACUCGUGAAUCAUACCAGUUCCAUUGUACUUCAGGUCUGUGCUGCCCCGUCGAGAGCGUCGCAACAUGUCGACAGUGUCCGAUAACGAGUGUAGCGAGUGAGCCGUUGUCACUAAAUUAACCCCAAACAAUCACAAACAGCCAACAAAAACAUUAAUUUUUUUAUUUAUUAAAACAUCCAUAAUUUGUGGCUGCAACUAUUGUUAAUGUUUUUUUUUCCAAAGCUGUAAGUCAAAGCACUUCACUGCCAUAACAGUCAAACUAAAUUAUGUUGUCAAACAAAAAGAGAUGUGUUCACUGUGUAACAAUCACUAUUAUUAGGACCAAACUGAAAAGAAAAAAAAAGAAUCCUGACUUUAUUCCCGUAAAGACUUUAUUGUCUCAAUGUCACAACUUUAUUGUAGCGAUGUCACAACUUUAUUGUCGCAAUAUUAGGACUUAUAAUACAAUUUUUUUUCGUAAUAUUACGACUUUUUAAUAUUACGAGUUUAUUCUCGUAAGAUUAUGAGUUUAUUCUCGCAAUACUACGACUUUAUUCCCGUAAUACUACGAGUUUAUUCUGGAAGAUUAGAUUUAGUUUUCUUUGUUGUUUGGCCCUAAUACUUUGUCGUAAAUCCCAGUUUAAGUGAUUCAUAUCCUCACAGUCAUUUACAUCUGCUCUGUACAGCAAAGUGUAAAAGCUGUCCGAAAAAGUAAUUGUUGGUUGAUUUUUGAACUAUUCAUUUUAUUAUAUGAUAAGGAAAGGAUAACAUAGUAUGAUUAAGGUAAAACCAAAACCUCAGAGUUUAAGGUUGCAGGGUUUUUGUUUAGUGUUUUUACUGAUUUACAGUCAACACAAUCAAUUUGUUUCUGGAGAAAAAUGUAUCUUUUCCACUCAAUCGUGUUUUUGUUUUUUCCUGUAAUCUUUUCCAUCAUUUGCCAUUUUGAACAAUGAAGUGCUGAAAGUUUCAAAUGAUGCUUGAAUUUAUUUUAACAACAAACCUUGAAUGUUAAUAACAGGGUUAACUGUUUUGUUUUUGGCUUAAAGAAGAAGUGAGUUGUUUUUGCCUUUGGUCUGUCACAUAUUUCUAACAUGCAUGUCGUGUAUAUUUAACAAUCUAUUUUUAUAGGAAAACCUUUUUUUUUUUCUUUUUUUUUUAAACACUGAUUUGAUGCGUGGCUAUACUGGUACGGUACCUUGUUUUUUGUAAGACUGGCCGCUUGUGUGUUUUUGUGUUUUCUCCGUGUGUGUAUGUGAUCGUAGCUUAACGACAAAGAGUCAGUGAAGUGAAUCGUGUGUGUGUGUGUGUGUGUGUGAGAUGACCCACUGCCACUCGAGUGAGUGACCUGACUAAUCACAGCCAAAAUACACAUGUAGAAAAAAGUCACUCUAUAUAUACAUAAUUUGGAUCUGACUGCAAACUGAUCACAUGAACACACGUCCACUCCUGGUUUUUAAAGAAGCCACUAAAUUAGCAGUCGAUGCUCUCUGGUUGUGUUUUAUCGUCAUUAGAAGAUGUUUCCUCUUUGUCCGUGGAUCAGGCUUUUAUCUGCUUUUACUAAGAGAUAUUUUUUUUUUGAUUUAUUUCCCAUUAUAUUAUUAAAAUGUUAUGUCAUUAGUCUAUGUCUGGUUAUGAACAGACUUGAAAUCCAUUGGUUGAGGGGGAAAAAAAUAAUGAAGUUAUUUGACCAAACGUGAAGGUUUUUGCACAGGAAAGCUGAUGACACCAAGUUUGCUUCAUUUCCACUCAACAUUUCCAUCAUUUUAAGUUGAAACGCAGUCACAUCCAUGACUUCUUUGACAUGGUGAACUAAAUAAAUGAAGUAAAUCAUCAGUGAACAACACGUAAAUAAGGUAGACGAGGAUGGAGAGUCCAAACAUCCUGAAUGGCUGUUCUUCUCAUACAUCACCGCAUCAUCACCUCCACUGCAGCCGCAACAAGAUGAAUGCAGUGGUUUGGAAGCAGUCGACGUGCUUUAGCUUUGCCGCUUCUUAAGGAUUUGGUUUACCACCGUCAAGGAGAAUUGACUUUACUUUGGGUUUAUAUUGAUUAUCAAGAUUCAUUCAUUCAUUGUCUGCCACUUAAUGCUCCACAUGAGGGUCACAGGGAGAAGCAGGAGCCGAUCCCAGAUGACAUUGGGCGAAUGGCGGGGCACAGUUUAUACAUUUAUUUUUAUUAAAUUGCAAAGCAAACAAGUUUUUUCCUCUGCUACUGAACUUCAGAUUAGCAGAGUAAAGGAAUCAGUCUGAAGGUUUUCAUUUGUGCAGGCCGUACUGACGGGGAGCAGAUGUUCAAACUCAUUUCUUCUGAAUAUUUCCACACAGCUUCAGCGUCACCGUGUCUUUGUUCUAUGAACAUAAAAAAAAAUGUUUUUAUUUUUCAUCCAUGGUCGUGUCUGUCCGUUUGAAACGUUUUACAAUAAACACUUUGCCAAUAAUUCUGUAGAA